This is a messenger RNA of Oppiella nova, 1245 nucleotides long. NCBI's taxonomy places the organism in Eukaryota, Metazoa, Arthropoda, Arachnida, Sarcoptiformes, Oppiidae. The record is from the annotation of a GenBank genome assembly.
AUUCAUAUUACUUACUAAUAAAACAUGAAUUUCGUAUUCAUAUUAAUCCUGGUAAGUGUCCAAUAUUACGGAUUAUCCAGCAACAAACCGAAAAUAGUGUGCUAUUGGCUCGACCACUAUAUGGAAGCCGGUGGUGACGACAGGCACACCCCCGAAAACAUCGACCCAACCCUAUGCACGCACCUACACGUGUUGGACGACAUGAACACCGUGUUGAGGACCGGUAGCGGUAAACUCGCGCCCGAUGUCUACCAACGACUCAGUAAUCUCAAGCGUAAGAACCCGGAGCUUAAGAUUAUAGCCUCGUUUGGCGAUAACCCUGGCGUUGCCUUUUCGCAAAUGGUCAGUGAGCCGGGUAGUCGACGGGAGUUCACUACCAAAACGAUUGAAUACUUACAUAAAUACAAAUGGGAUGGACUGGACCUGGACUGGGAGUUCCCCGUGUGUUGGGGCGGCGACUGUAGUAAAGGUCCCAAAGCCGAUAAACCAAACUUCGCUAAUUUGCUCAAGGAAUUGCGGGUGGCUUUCGACAAAGAAAACCCAAAGCUUAGCCUAUCGGUAGCCAUGCCAUCAGCCUAUCCGGGAGGACCUGCCGACCAGGGUUACGACAUGUCAGUCAUGGCAUCUGCCCUGGACUACAUGUCCGUAAUGACAUACGACUUGGCGGGACCUGAGGAUGGCAAGACUGGUCACCACUCGAGAUACCAGAGCUGUAUCAGAGGUACGCAAUACUACGUGACCAAAGGUAUGCCCAAAGACAAGGUGCUGAUGGGAGUGCCCUUCUAUGGGCGUACAUUCAAACUGCGGGAUAGGGAUCAACACGGAAUGGGAGCACCAAUUUCCGGUGCUGGACAGACACCUCAUGGCGAGGGGAAUGUAGCUUUUUAUCGAGAAAUGUGUGAUUUGGUUAAGAAUAAGGGGUGGGCUAAGGAGGACACGAAUAAUGGAUACGACCCCAUCGCAUACCACGACCUAUUAUGGGUCGGUUAUGAUGAUCCCUACGCCGCCUAUGAUAAAAGCAAAUGGGUCGUAGACAAUGGGUAUGGUGGUAUCAUCGUAUGGCAAAUUAUCCAGGACGAUUUUGGUGCCAAAUGCUGUCAUGUUAGCUACCCUAUGCUCCGGGCUAUUAACCACGGCUUAUACGGCUCGGGGGAUGGUCCCGAUAAAUAUGGGUGCGAGCACAAAUAAUUACGAAAUUAAAAUUUUAUUUUACAAUAAAAUUUAAUUAAAUCUGUUUAUAAGAAA